UGCAGAGUGGCUUUGCUGAGGCGAGGCACGCUUCUGCUAUACCCCGCACGGUUUUUCAGGUCACCCCCAGCUCAGUCCAUGUCCUCCAUACGCAGUCUGGGAGUGUAAGGGUUGUCCUAAGGAUAGGGAGCUCUGCUUCUUUAAGCUUUACUAUGGUUUAAGCUGGCUGUGAGCCUAUGUCACUAAACACACGGUAGAUUGUUUUGUUUUGUUUUUUUUUGUGUGUGUGUGUCUGUGGUGUGAAGAGGCAGGCGCUAUACCUUUCUUAAAGGGCUUUACUCUCACUGGUUUUGAUGGUGGCCGUCUGUCCCUGCGUGCUUCCCUGAGGCCCUGCCCGUGUGCGUGUCCCAGCUCUGCCCCCAGGCCUCAGCCUCUGUCCCCACUGCCGUGAGGGGUGACAGGAGCCUGCGUGCCCCGCUCCCGACAGAUCCCUCUUGGGAUUCCUAGGGACACCCCCUGCUCUUUUGCAGCCUGUCUGUCGUGCCUGGUUCAUGCCUGGCUGCAUAAACCAAAAGGAUGUCGGUCGUGGUACAGCUAAAAACACAACCUUCAUGGCGACGGUGCCAAGGCAAACCUAAGUGGGAAUGCCCAUGCUGGAGUUCUGGAGCUGCAGGCAGAACGUGCUGGAAGAUCCAGGCAAGAAGCCAGACUGUGACUGCUCUCCUGUGACUGUUUACUUCAAGUGAGGCUGGAAGCAUCUUUUGGAAAUUCCCUGAAGGCUCAACAGCAUGAGAACAUGACAUAUCCCUGGUGGGUAUUUAUGUAUGUAUAGAUGGAUGAAGGUCCAGCUGUAACAAGUUCCAUCCAGAUCCCAGGAAUACAAGAACUGGAAACUCAGACACACGCUCCCUGCCAGAAUUAAAUGAGUCCUGUUGCUGGCUGGUGUGUACAGUGACUAAGAAGCUGAAGAGACUGUUGAUCACUUGAUUCAAGAGUGCAAGGAGAUAAACAGCAGAGGAUAAACCAGUGGUUAAAGGGUGAUUGUGCCUCAAAGGGAGACUGAGACUUAGGAACUCCAAAUGUCCUUGCUUUAUAUGCAUUGCCAUGGACAGCAGUUGUGUCACAGCCAGGCAGAGUGAUUGGGAUCAACAAAACUCCUGGGCAGCAGGAAUGAAAAGGUGUGGGGACUUAAAUAGGAAUGCAGUGCAAGAGGAGAAGUCUGGCAGAAGGAAACAGGAUGCUAGUUAAGGAAGACCCCAGUUGUGCUUAGGUGCAUCAUGAGAGCUAAGUUACAGUGUGCUUCAUGCCUACUCCUAAGUCACAUAGUGAUCUUGUUUUAUUUUAUUGUGUGCAGAAGAGAGGAAAUGAGACCCCACAGAGCCCUACAUCACCAUCCACAGUGGUAAAAUCUUGUACAGAACAAGAGUAACAGUGUUAGGUCCAAAAAAGCUUUCAUUCAAAGAGGGUUCAAGCAGCAGCAGAUGCCAAGGAGGUAGCCCAAAAAACAGGGGAGGUAAUAUCACUCAGAGCACUGGAAGGCAUGCUUCUGCACCCAUUCUAGAAGGGGAUCUCAAAGGAGAGAGGUGGGAUUUGAUACAGAAUUGUAAGGAAAAAAAAUCCUGCUCCUGCUUGAACUGAAACAUCCCCAACAUUCACAUUCUCCAACCUUUGUCACAGUAAACUGCUUUUUAAAGAGAAAACCAGUUUCUCCUGGAAUCACAAAAUUCUAAAACAUGGUAUUAAUACAUGAACUGGCUACCAUGAUUUCAUGUUUAGUUUAGAAGUGACACCUUAAAAAGUCAGAUACCAGAAAAAGCAGGUCUCAGCCAUAACAAGGGAUUCAUUAAAAAAAAAAAUAAAUUUACUGGCACAUGGUAUAGCAGAAAAUAACAUUUGGUGUUUGAAACUUCCUAUACCUCAGGGUGUUGACUACAGCAAGGAAAAGGCUUAAACCUCUUGUUAUUGAAGGAGGAAACAAAAAGCAUUACUUGUCUUAUGGCCAGGGAAGUGAAGGCCAAGAAUAUUUUUGAUUGCCUGGCUGACCAACUUUUUGUAAUGCAGACAACUGCUCGCUGCUCAUGAACUUCACCUGUCUUGAAGUACCAUUACCAGAACAGACCUUCUGAGGCUGGAGGAACUUGGGAGAUGCCUGCUUGACUUCUGGGGUUUACAAACCAUGAAGGAAGAAUAAGGGAAUCCUGAAGCAGCAACAGACUGUUUGCUCCUGGAUUUUGUCCAAGAGGACUGUUUGCACAUCAGUGCUCUCUCUUACCAGUGGGAGACCAUGGAAGAGAAGGAGACGUCACCGAGUCAUACCUCAGAGAGCAGCAUAUUGGACCUUCCCUCUGUUUAUGACCUAGCAGAGCAGUUUCUGCCUCCACACAGCUCUGAAAACAGCGAGGAGCUUUAUCCUUCUGGGAAUAUUUUUCCCUCUCCACCCACAGGAGAGAGCAAUCCAUCAUCUGCAGCUCCUGCGGGCUGUUCUGCUGAAGGCUCUGAGGAAGCAAACGUGAGAUGUUACCCAAAAGCAGGGCUGUGUGAGCCCUCUGAACCUAAUGAUGCUGCGCUCUCGUGGGUGUGUGAACGUGAUAGUGCAGAAGAUCCCAGCAUCAGGGACUCUCUGGAUGGCUUCUACAGAAUGUAUUGCAGAAAGCAGCCAGAGAGAAAGGAUCCAACCUACGAGGCUGCCUCAAGGUGUCUGUCACAGAAGAUUUCCGAGCUGGAACAAAAGGGCGGAGCAAAAUAUGUGUCACGUUGUCUGCAAAUGGCACAGCUGGUCUUGAACAGAGAUGGCUGUAAGAUCUUUCCAAAUCACCCCCCUUCUGCUUGCUUUUCAAAGCCAGCUGAAGGAGAAGCCUUGUUGGAAAACAAGAGGAGGACACCUGGACUCUCAGAUGACAUCCUGCAAUUCCUCUUCAAGCAAACACAGGCAGAACGUAGCCCUGAUGGUUCACAAGAGAAGUGAGCGAGACACU
Cinclus cinclus is the source of this 2915-nucleotide messenger RNA. It is a transcript of the gene SHLD1, whose product is annotated as shieldin complex subunit 1. The record is from RefSeq and is a predicted model, not a curated record. Lineage: Eukaryota; Metazoa; Chordata; Aves; Passeriformes; Cinclidae. Bases 2225 to 2905 code for a protein of 226 amino acids. The transcript has 5 exons. Gene Ontology annotation, biological process: regulation of double-strand break repair via nonhomologous end joining.